AUGCUUUUCCUUUGGGAGUGUGGUGUGGAGAGUGAUUGUCACUAACGAAUACGGCUGCUAGGAGCUAGGUGUUCACACUGAGGGGUGCUGGGGAAGAUGGCUAGUGCACGCCGUCCUCUGUGGCUGUGGUGGGUUUUGAGAUGGACUCUACUCAGACUGACAUUUGACAAAGGGUCCCGAUUCUGUCUUCUGUAUUCAAGUCUUGCCGGGGAGUGCCCAGGUGCAGUGAGGAGUAAAGCGGGAGAUGAGGGUUCCUGAUCAGCUGGGAGGUGUGGGUGUCCCAUCUGGUGUAGCCUGAGCCUUGAGAAGGUUGGCUUAAUGUCAUUGAUUUUAAUGGCAGGAAGGGAAAAUCACAGGAACAUUGUGCUUCCCUAAGAACGUCUCCUUUCUACCUCCCUUCCUCUGAGACUUCCCAGUAAAAAGAGUUAUUAUUUUUCUGGCUUGCAAACUCACCUAACUGAGUGCCUGUCUGUUUCUCAUUCCUGAAGAAUCAAAUACAGGGGGAGAGAGAAAGUGUCCGGGCUGCGUUUCAACAAAUGCGAGCCACCCUGGACUCUGAGGAGAGGACCCACCUGCAGAAGCUGCAGACAGAGGAGCAAGGUGUUCUGAAUGGCCUGGCCGAGUCUGAAAAGGAGCUGGCCCAGCAGGCCCGGGAGGUGAGGGAGCUCAUCUCAGAUGUGCGGCACCGGCUGCAGGGGUCCACAGUGGCCAUGCUGCAGGAUGUGAAGGACAUGCUUAGAAGGAGUAAGGUAUUCACUGUGAAGAAACCAAGAACUUUUCCCAAGAAACAGAGGACCGUGUUCCAAGCUCCUGAUCUGAAAAAGAUUCUACAAUCGCAGCAAGCUCCUGUGACACUGACUGCAAGCAAAUAUCCAAAUGUUGCCGUUUCUGCAACUAAGAGACAAAGAAGGACAGCAAAUAAUCCACUGAGACUAGUGAAAUUGGGUGAAAGCACCCAGGCCUCACGACCCGUCAAUUCAGGGCAGUGUUACCGGUAGAAUAACAGGGUCUGGGAUUAAGUGAUCGAGCAUACUUCAACACCUCCUUUAACUGCAGUGCUCCAAAUUAUCAACCUAAACUUGAUGCCUGGGUCACAGGGCUGCAGAAUAAAUUUCAGUGUAAUGAUUUGAGGUAUCUGACAGCUCUAAUCCCUGGACUGUGGCCUUUUCCCUGCCUCCAGGUCGUGUUGAAGUUUCUUUAGACUCAGGCCCAUACUCUCACUCUACAGUGUGACAGACCAUGGGUUUCUCACCUAUAAAUUUCCUGUUUGCCGUUUCUGGUAAUGGUUUUCCAUUUUUCAGUCUUGGGGGGAGUUCAGAGCCUAUGACAUUAUGUGGGCCAAACCCUUAAACUUUCUUACACCCUCUCUCUCUUUCCCUGCAUGCAUCUGGCCGAGGUGUGCGUCUCCCGCCUCUGAGGGGCCUGCUCCAUUUUAACCACUUGACCUGCUGUCUCCGGGGCUCAUUUAAGGUCCCAUUUUCAAUACUACUGCAGUUUGCUGUACACACUGUUCUCACAAAUUUAGAGUGUUGUGUGUGGGGUAAUUCUGGUAUUACCACAUGUUGGUCCCUAUAAAAUACAGUCUGUGGGAUUCAGAUGACUAUUUGUAAAAAAUAAAUACAAUAAUAAAGAGAUAAUAAUAAUGAAAUUUAUCUCAUAUACCAUUGUAAAAACCAAAAAAUAGACAGGAUUUAUAGCUAGUCAUCUUGAGCCUGGCACACGAAUAAUAAUAAUCUAUUUUGGUGUCUUAAUUAUUGGCUCAUUUGCAUCUGAUUAAAAUAAAUUAUUUUAAAGCAUAUGUGUGGGCUGGGGAUACAGCUCAGUGGUACUGGCCCUACCUGGCAUGUGAGGGGUCGUGAGUUCAAUUCCUGGUACCAAAAAUAUUAAAAAUAAACAUAUGUAUCACUUCACUUACAAAUGUGUCACUCCCAGUUCUGUUUUAAAAAUAGAAUAUAGUUAAA
Messenger RNA from Chinchilla lanigera (long-tailed chinchilla), 1961 nucleotides. RefSeq names its product tripartite motif-containing protein 5-like. The transcript has 4 exons. The record is from RefSeq and is a predicted model, not a curated record. NCBI's taxonomy places the organism in Eukaryota, Metazoa, Chordata, Mammalia, Rodentia, Chinchillidae. The coding region runs from base 537 to 998 and encodes 153 amino acids.